UUCACCGAGAAGCUACAUUCGUGUUCUCCCAUUUACGUCCUCUUUGUUUUUACUUGUAAUAAUCAUAAGAAUAUUUGACGUAUUACAACGUCAUUUUAUGCUCUAGGUUAUUUUUUUGAUACGAAUGAUAGGUGAGCUGGCAAUCAUUUCUAUUUUUAGCCUGUUCGCUUUUCUGUGAAUUAAGAGCCAAAGAUGACCUCCAAAACGAAAGUGGGAAAGGUUGGCUCCAAAAACAAAGAAGAUGCUCCUCAUGAGCUGGAGAGUCAGUUUGUUCUGCGGCUUCCUCAGGAAUAUGCCUCUACAGUGAGACGGAUUGCCCAGUCUAGCAGCAUGAACAUGAAAGACAGACUUACUAUAGAGUUGCAUGCUGAUGGUCGGCAUGGGAUUGUACGUGUGGACCGUGUCCCUUUAGCUUGUAAAUUAGUGGAUUUACCCUGCAUCCUGGAAUCGCUAAAAACUGUUGACAAAAAGACGCUCUACAAGACCGCUGAUAUCUGUCAGAUGCUUGUAUGCACUCUGGAUGGAGACCUCUACCCCCCUCUAGAGGAGCCCACUGGCACUACAGACUCCAAAAGCAAAAAGAAAGACAAGGACAAAGACAAGAAGUUUGUCUGGAACCAUGGCAUUACUCUUCCACUGAAGAAUACAAGAAAGAGGCGGUUUAGAAAGACAGCAAGGAAGAAGUACAUCGAGUCUCCUGAUGUGGAAAAGGAGGUGAAGAGGCUCUUGAGCACAGACGCAGAAGCCGUCAGUGUUCGAUGGGAGGUGAUUGCUGAGGAUGAGUCAAAAGAACCUGACAACAGUUUAUCUCUGUCGAACCUGGAUUCCUCACCUGGAACCUCGGGACACAAGGGUCAUGGCUUAUCUGUCCAACACGACGAGCUUCGGGAGAUCUUCAAUGACAUCAGUAGUAGCAGUGAAGAUGAGGAUGAGGACGGCGACCGCCACAAUGAUGAAGAUCUUAACAUUAUGGACACUGAAGAUGACAUGGUCAGGCAGCUCCAUGAGAAACUCAAUGAAACUGAUGGAGGAGAUGAGAACGACAGGAACAAUCAGAUCGUAAUGGAGUUCCAGGUGCAGAUCAACAGUCUGAAGGCCAAGCUGCAGGAGACACGUGCCCGCAAGAAGCAACAGGAGAAAUUGAUCAUGGAGGUGGAAAAUCAAGCCCUGAGGGAUCGUUUCCAGGCUCACUUGAAUGACAUGACCCAUCAAGAGGAGGAAGAGAUGGAGCAGCUGGCCUCCCUGCAAGAGCAGCUGGAUUCACUGAUCGAGAAGUGAUGCCUGACAACUACCAAGAUACUGCAAUGCAAAGAAUCGAACCAGAAACAACUGCUUAAUGCAUCAUGUCAUAACUGAAUUUCAUCUUAGAUUGGUUUUGUGUUUAAAUCAUGGAGUUGGAAGUUCUGACACGUAAUUUUCUGUAAAUUCCAAUGGAUCCAAUGUUUUUGUGAUACUUUUCCUUUUAGGUUCUAUAUAUGUACUGUAAAUUAAUGUGACUUUUUAUAUGGAGAUACUUCAAACUGCAGUAUUUUAAAUAAAUUGGUAGUUGUAACCUAACAUGUUCAUGCAC
Molecule: messenger RNA, 1570 nt
Organism: Xyrauchen texanus (razorback sucker)
Lineage: Eukaryota; Metazoa; Chordata; Actinopteri; Cypriniformes; Catostomidae
Product: transcription initiation factor TFIID subunit 7-like
Exons: 13
Coding region: 193-1278 (361 amino acids)
Biological process (GO): RNA polymerase II preinitiation complex assembly; transcription initiation at RNA polymerase II promoter
Cellular component (GO): transcription factor TFIID complex
Molecular function (GO): RNA polymerase II general transcription initiation factor activity
Source: RefSeq, a predicted model, not a curated record